AUGGAGGAGGAGCCUGCUGGAAGAGACUCUCGUAUAAUACCAACCAGCAAAAAAAAUCUGCUAGCUCAGACACUGCUGCAAUGGAGCAAGGCAGGAGUAGUACCACAUGGAGCUAUUCAAAAGGCAGCAACACAGUUUGGUGUUAGCAGGAAGACAGCCCAGAGAAUUUGGGCAGAAGCAAAACUCCAAAUUCAGAGUGGAGUACCUGUCAACAUAAGAGGCAGAGUUAAGGGAUAUGAGCACAAAGACAAAUUCCAGCUUGAUGCUGCAAAGGUAAGAGAGCUGUCAGUUCUUGAGAGAUCUAACAUUCGUAAGCUUGCUUAUAAACUUGAUGUAAGCAAGAGCACAGUUGCCAAUGGUAUGCUAAAAUAUCACCCAAUGCACAAUGUGGUGCACAUAGAUGAAAAAUGGUUUUACAUGACUAAGACUUCAGAAAGGCCACAUUUUGCAGAAAAUGGAGAAGUCAUUUUUGAUGGAAAAAUAGGCAUAUUUCCAUUCACAACUAUGGAGCCAGCAAAGAGGAAGUCCAAGAACAGACCAAGAGGCACUAUGGAGACAAAGCCAAUUCAAUCAGUUAACAAGGAAGUAAUGAGAGCAUGCCUAAUUGAGAAGAUCAUACCAGCAAUCAAGGCAAAAUGGCCACAUAAUGUGAGCAAGGAGAUUUUCAUACAACAAGACAAUGCCAAGCCUCAUAUACACCACAAUGAUGCUGACUUUCUAGCAGUAGCAUCCACAGAUGGGUUCAAGUUUCACAUCAGGUGCCAACCUCCACAAUCCCCAGAUUGCAAUGUGUUGGAUUUGGGAUAUUUUAGAGCAAUCCAAUCUCUACAAGAUGAUAAGGUGGCUAAGGGAGUGGAUGAGUUGUUGAGGAAUGUGCAUAGCUCCUUUGAUGAACUUAGCCCAUACACACUCAAUAAAGUUUUCCUUACUCUACAAGGUUGUCUAACUGAGAUUCUUAAGGUGCAAGGGUGCAAUGGAUACAAGACCCCACACAUGAAUAAAGAGAGGCUAACAAGGAUGAGGACACUGCCACAAGCUUUAGAGGUUGAAGAAGGAGUUGUUAAGGCUGCUGUGGCAUACCUCCAACUGCCAGAGCAUGAUGUGAGUACAAAUUAUGACAUCUCAGGUGUCACAGCAGCUGUGGGCUUCUAG
Molecule: messenger RNA, 1152 nt
Organism: Salvia splendens (bonfire salvia)
Lineage: Eukaryota; Viridiplantae; Streptophyta; Magnoliopsida; Lamiales; Lamiaceae
Exons: 4
Coding region: 1-1152 (383 amino acids)
Molecular function (GO): nucleic acid binding
Source: RefSeq, a predicted model, not a curated record